Molecule: messenger RNA, 1036 nt
Organism: Calliphora vicina (urban bluebottle blowfly)
Lineage: Eukaryota; Metazoa; Arthropoda; Insecta; Diptera; Calliphoridae
Exons: 2
Coding region: 124-711 (195 amino acids)
Source: RefSeq, a predicted model, not a curated record
UUUGUCAAAUCAAUUACUAGACUAAUUACCACCGGAUUUAUUUGUCCUAUAUAAAUAGUUUUAAUUUACUCGUGAAAAAAUCGAUUAAAUUGUUAUAAAAAAAUUAAAUAAAAAGUUAAAAUAAUGGCCGAAGGAACUUACGAAUAUGAAUGUAUGAGGGCUGAACUGUUGGGCAUUGACAAGCCAGACCAAGAAGAAUUUGAAAAGGCUCGAGCCGAUAGACUGCAGCAAGAACAAGCUGAGCGUGAAGCAGCUGAAGCUAAGAUUCUAGAGGAACAAGAUGAAGCUUUAAAAGGUGCUGCCAGCAAAUUGGAUGAACUAACUGGUAUAUUGUCAUCGACACAACAAAAACUUAAUCGCUUUAAACAAACUGCUUGUGGCAGUCUGACUAAUAUAUUCAGCAGAACUGGUUCAAUGGAUACUGGUAAAACUCAGCUCACUGAAGACACGCCCAAUACUUCGUCAAGGCGUAAUACCACAGCAGCCAACACGUCGGCCGAUAUAAAUCAGGCUCUUGAUAAUUUGGAUAGCAUGCAACAUCAGGAGGGUCAGCCAGUAAUACCAACAGAAAAAAUACGUCAAGCAAAAUUGGAUUUGGAUAAAAAGAUGUCUUCUCAGUUAGGUGCUUUGGAUAGAAUGAUUAACAAAGCUGAACACGCCGAAAUAGCCAUGCACGAACAAACCAAGCAAAUGCGUAAAAUGGCCAAGUAAAAAUAUCUACAAUUAAGUAUCAAAGAUAUUAUAUAUGGAUGUAUGUAUUUUCCCAAAUUAAACAAGCAUUUGUAUAAGGUGUCGCUUGUUUUUAAACAAUUAUUUAAAUCUAUUAUAAGUAAUUAUAAAUAUAUGGAAUUAUUGAUUAUUUUGUUUACUAAUUUUGAUUUUGUCCUAACGCAAAACACCUAAACAUUUAAGCUUUUAUAAGAUAUUCCAACGCUUGGAGUUCCAGAAUGAAAUACAUUUGUAUAAAAAAAAACUGGUACAAUUACGCUGUUGAGGACUUCCAUAUCUCAAGCUGCAAAAAAAAAAAUAAAAAGCA